Paralichthys olivaceus (Japanese flounder) is the source of this 1911-nucleotide messenger RNA. It is a transcript of the gene gem, whose product is annotated as GTP binding protein overexpressed in skeletal muscle. NCBI's taxonomy places the organism in Eukaryota, Metazoa, Chordata, Actinopteri, Pleuronectiformes, Paralichthyidae. Gene Ontology annotation, biological process: negative regulation of high voltage-gated calcium channel activity. Gene Ontology annotation, molecular function: calcium channel regulator activity; GTP binding; GTPase activity. Gene Ontology annotation, cellular component: plasma membrane. The record is from RefSeq and is a predicted model, not a curated record.
GGAAUCCCCAUCACAGCAUUAGAGACUCUGCAGGGACACACUCAUCCAGGAGACACAUGCAGUGGAUGUCUCCCCGGAGUCUACAAGCUCACGUCCGGAUCAAACUUUAGCUUUUAUCGCUGGAUGCGUCUUUACGCAUGAGCCUGGGUUUAUUGUAGAAAGCGUUUGGUUCGUGUUUUUUAACCCUCGUCUCUGAUGAUGCCCAGUAGAGAUGUACAGACUGAAACCUCUGACUGACUUUACUGAUCUUUUCAUUCUGGCGCAGACUUUACGCACCUUUUGGUUUCGGGUUCUCAAACUAAACAUGCGUAAAAGCGACGUUUAACUCUCGGUACUUUAUCUGGGGGAGUUUUCUGUCAGUGGUGAAAAAGGUUAAACAACCACAUUAAUCCCACCGCUGUCGGUUAAUCCACUUCAUCUUAAUUUCUGCCCGCGGCACCAUGCUAUCCACCGUGCGCCGGCACAGCCUCCGCCUGCAGACCGAGCUCCACCGGUGGAGCAUCUGCGACCCGGGUAGCCACCUGCUCUCGGACAGCUUCCUGGCCCGGGUCCCCGCAUGCAUCUCCCGCUCCAAAUCCUGCACCAGCUCGGCGGGGGAGUCGAACGGCAGCCGCGGGAGCUGGUCCUCCGCAGACUCGAUCAUCUCCAGCGACUCUGCCGGGGAGCCGCCGGAGCCUGGGCGCCCGUAUCGGGUGGUGCUGUUGGGGGCCAGCGGAGUCGGUAAGACGGCGUUCGCCAGCAUCUUCGCCGGGGCAGCGGACAGCAUGGACAGCGAUGACUGCGAGCUGUGUGGAGAUGAAAUGUGUGAAAAGAUGAUUGAAGUGGACGGAGAACCUGCAGCUGUAACUCUACUGGACACAUGGGACACAGAGACUGCCAAUGACUGGGCUCAGGAGUGUCACAUGCAGACAGGUGAUGCCUACCUGUUGCUGUACUCUAUAACUGACCGGGCCUCGUACCUUCGAGCCUCCGAGCUCAGGAUCACCCUCCGCCGCUUCCGUCCUGCUCAGCACACCCCGAUCAUCCUGGUGGGGAACAAGUGUGACCUUGUACGACGCAGAGAGGUGUCAGUCAAUGAGGGCCGCACCUGUGCUGCUGUGUUCGACUGCAAGUUCAUUGAAACCUCAGCUGCCAUGCAGCACAACGUCUGGGAGGCCUUCCACGGCAUCGUGCGACAGCUGCGUCUGCGCCGAGACUCCAAGGAAGCCAACAAACGUCGGCGGCACAGCGCCUGUAACACGCGGCGCGAGAGCCUCCCUACGAAGGCCAAACGUCUCCUGGACAAGGUGGUGGCAAAGAACAACCCCAACGUGGCGUUCUGGCUGAAAUCAAAGUCCUGUCAUGACCUGUCUGUGCUGUAGGUGUUCAACAGACACUGGUUUUACUCGACACCAAACCCAGUCAUGAGGGACAUGGACCUGAGGGAAGCCUGAUCCUUGAGGGAUGAACGUUGGAGGGUUCUUACCCGGUCCUCACCGUGUUCACAUUCUCAGCACAGCCAAGACAGCGUGCGUCUGAGAGGCGUUUAACAGAUUUCUACUCUGCCGCUCACAUGACGCAGUCUGAAUCUGGCUGAGUGGAGUGAGCGCAGAUCAUCAGCAUUUGUAACGGACCAGACAAUCAGUUAAUGCAGUGACUGACACAAACACUGUGGUAUUUAUGAACUGACAGGUGGAGAUGAUGUUUGUUUCAUUUCUGUGAAGACAUUAAAAUCAGCCUUUUUCUCUCCUCUUCUUCUUUUCCCUCUUCCCUCCGCUCUCACCUCUGCCCCGUUGACUAGUCUGUUGAAUCCCUAAGUGCUAAGAUGACCACUUGUAAGCUACUGAUGUAUGAGUGUAGUUUAUGUAUCAAUCAAAUCAAACAUUAUUUAUAACGUGUUGUAUUUUGCACUGACUGUAAAUAAAUACCAGA